AUGAUCGGCUUGGCCAGUGCACAUCCCAAUGUGGUGGCUGUGUAUCGGGUGGUGACAGUGGCGAAUGAGGUGGAGGCGCUGGAGGUGGUUACUGCGGACGGCUACAAUUUCAAGACCUACAUUGUCAUGGAGUACUGUCAUAAGGGCACACUGGAGCAGCACAGGGAAGAGGGGUGGGCGCUGCUGCGAUCGGACUAUCAGAGGGGCCUGGUGUGGGUGCUGCGUUGCCUGCUGGAGGUCGUGUAUGGCAUGGAGUACCUGCACUCGCUCUCCAUCGUGCAUGGGGACCUUAAGUGCGGGAAUGUGGCGGAUUUUGGGCUGAGCCAGACGAGCAUGACAGAUGGGGUGUCAGCAAUCACGAGCAAGCCUGGCACGGCGGUGUUUGCCGCCCCGGAGCUGCUGCGAACUGGCAGCCUUGCGGCAGAGAGCGAUGUGUACUCCUUCGCGGUGGUGGCCUGGCACUUGAUCAGCAUGGGCAGCGGGCUGACAGACCUGGAAGACAUACAAGUUACAUACCAGGUGCUGGAGGAAAACUGGCGGCCGGACUUCCCAGAGAAGACCCCAGAGGCCUUUAAGGAGGUGAUCAGGGAAUGCUGGGCGACAGACAGGAAAGACCGGCCCAGCUUCAGGGACAUCCGCGGCAGCCUUACUAAGAUGCUCAAUCAGGAGGUGAUGACAAGGAGGGAGAGCCUUAAAGUACAGCGCUCAGAGCUUGGUGUGCUGGCGCUGCUCGGGGAAGUUUCACCCCCUCCGCGCAUUUACUCCGCCGCGCUGCACAGCAAGUGCCUCUUGCUGUCGCCCUCGUCAAAGGUUUUCAGCAGCCAUGAGGGGCAGAACGGAACCGAGCAGCAUUUCUGCGGCGUGACUAUCACCGAGAUGCUGCUCUGGCUGCGAAGGACUGGCUUGGGCAGAAAGAAGAGCCCUGAACUGUUGCCCCAAUCUGCCGACCAAGCCAAGUUGACGAAGACGCUGAGCGAAGUCAGGACCCUGCUCAGCGACAUAGAAAUGGGGCCGAACAUCGGCGCAGGAACAUUUGGGAGCGUGUUCAAAGGUCGCUGGAAGGGGACGAGCGUGGCAGUGAAGAUCGUGUCCCACCAGGGCGCUGGGUACCAUACGAAUGCACAAACAUCACGAGAAGCAAUGAUUGGGAUGGCCAGCGCACACCCCAAUGUCGUGGCUGUAUACCGUGUGGUAACAGAGGCGAACGAGGUAAUAGCAUUGGAGGUCAUUGCUGCGGACGGCUACAAUUUGAAGACCUACAUCGUCAUGGAGUACUGCGAUAAGGGCACGCUGGAGCAGCACAGGGAGGAAGGAUGGGCGCUGCUGCGGUCAAACUACCAGAAGGGGCUGGUGUGGGUGCUACGGUGCCUGCUGGAGGUUGUGUUUGGCAUGGAGUACCUGCACUCGCUCUCCAUCGUGCAUGGGGACCUCAAGUGUGCCAACGUGGCAGAUUUUGGGCUGAGUCAGACGGGCGUGAAAGAUGGCUUGUCGGCGGGCACGGCGGCGUUUGCCGCCCCGGAGCUGCUGCGAACGGGCAGCAUGGCAGCAGAGAGCGAUGUAUACUCCUUUGGGGUGGUGGCCUGGCACUUGAUCAGCAUGGGCAGCGGGUUGACAGACCUCGGGGACAUACAGAUCGCGUACCAGGUGCUGGAGAAGGACUGGCGGCCGGACUUCCCAGAGCAGACUCCGGAGGCUUACAAGGACGUGGUCAAGAGGUGUUGGGCCACAGAGAGGGAGGCCCGGCCCAGCUUCAAGGAAGUCCGGGGCAGCCUUACAGACAUGCUCAACCAGGGACAAAAAACUCAUCCAGUGGAUCGCACCAAGUACGAGGAUGACGACGUCAUCUUCAAGCCCAUGCCAGCGGAGGUUGCCACGCGAAGAGAGAGCCUGCGCUCGCAGUGCUCCAGGAGUGCAGAGGUGGAUGUGCUCGUGGUCCUGGAGGCCAUUAAUAUGAGCCCGCGCAACCAUUCAAGUUGA
Molecule: messenger RNA, 1977 nt
Organism: Coccomyxa subellipsoidea C-169
Lineage: Eukaryota; Viridiplantae; Chlorophyta; Trebouxiophyceae; Coccomyxaceae
Product: kinase-like protein
Exons: 15
Coding region: 1-1977 (658 amino acids)
Biological process (GO): protein phosphorylation
Molecular function (GO): ATP binding; protein kinase activity
Source: RefSeq, a predicted model, not a curated record